UGGGUGGAGAGUGAGAGGGGAGAGGGUGUCUCCGUCCCAAUAGGCGAAUCCUUUUUAAUAACCCGCCUCAAGAUAAUGWUGUAAAAAGACUGAAGCUUCUCGUGCGUAACGAGGAAUGAUUUGGUGAAGGUGAAUCCGGCACAGACUGAAAAGCAGUCAGAGGAGAGCGACACUUCUCCUCCUCCUCCUCGUCGCGGCACCUCCUCAGCUGACGAAGAGGAGCCUGAAAGUUUCACCCAACAGUCGGGAGAAACUCUCCGAGACGCGCCAAGAGUUUCCACACGCGACCACAGACUGCUGCGACCCACGAGGCUAUGGACCGGAGGCUGAGCCUGAGCGGAGGCGCGGGGGACAUUUUCCACAAAACUCUCAGCGCCGUGUCCACCAAGAAGAUGGACCCUUUCAGAUCGUCGGCCGGCCUCGAGCUGCCCACCAGAGACCGCCAAUCCCCGAUCGGCUGCUUCGACCAGGCCGACCCGGAUCCGAUUCAGCCGGGGGGACUGGCGGGCAGCAGAGGGGGGACGCUGGGUCUGCCGACCGGAUCUUUGUGCGUCAAUUACGGGGAGAGCGCCAACAGGACUUCGGCGGCGGAGAGCAGCGGCGGGGAGCAGAGCCCCGACGAUGACAGCGACGGCAGGUGCGACAUGGUCCUCCUGGCCGACGUGCGGACCGGCCCCGCAGGGAAAGCCGAGGGAGGUAAGAAAACCAAAGAGCAGAAAUUACUGAGGCUAAACAUCAACGCCAGGGAGAGACGGCGGAUGCACGACCUGAACGACGCGCUGGACGAGCUCCGGGCGGUCAUCCCGUACGCGCACAGCCCGUCUGUGCGGAAACUCUCCAAAAUCGCCACGUUGCUGCUCGCCAAGAACUACAUCCUCAUGCAGGCGCAGGCGCUGGAGGAGAUGAGGAGGCUAGUGGCGUACCUCAACCAGGGCCAGGCCAUCUCCGCGGCGUCCAUCCCGGCCACCACUGCGCUCGCGGCUCCCGGGCUGGGCGCGUACGACCAGCCGCCCGGAUACCCCUUCCCGACCGGCGUGGCUGCGUCCUCCUGCCCGGAUAAAUGCGCCCUGUUCAACAACGCCACCUCCAGCCUGUGCAAACAGUGCACUGACAAGCCUUAACUGCGCCCCGCAAAAAGAAAGAAAAAAGAGACUCAAAGAAGCGCAGAAGAAAGCAGGUCCCACUUUGGAGGACACUUUUGGAGAAACACACACAAAAAAGGACCGUGAGAUUCCUGUUGUUUAAAGUCACUAGACUAGAGACACAAAGUAACACCGAUGAAUACUUUUAUAAUAUUUACUAAACACAUUAAAACGCGCUUCUUCUUCUUUCUUUUUUUUUUGUUCCAACAAUACUUGAUUGUGUAUCUAAAUCAUUCUUAAAGUGCUGAUUGACAUGAAGGCCGAGCAGAAGAAGAAAGGCCUGUGAAAGAUGCAGCUGUUGUUUUUGGAUUCUUUUUGGAGAUUUGGGUGACCUGACAACUUUUCACACACACACACACACCCUCCCUCCCCCCGACCUCCUUCCUAUUUAAAUCUGAACACCUUCCCAGAGCGUUUAUCUCACUUUCUGCUGCUUUCUCCUGAAUCAUCACCCGAGUUUUCUUUCAUUUCGCCAUCCAAAGGCCUGAUAUAAAAUCUUUUCUCUUGAAUGUUACACAGUCAUCCAAAUCAGCUCUUUGUUUAAUGCAGAUUCUUGUUAACAUUGUUCAUUUUAGGAGCCAUUAUGAUGUAAUAAAAAUUCAAGAAUUUAAAAACAAAAAAAAUCUGAAUCAAGUACUCUAAAAUGUUUUUGAACGUGUGUUUUGUAAUUUAUUCAUUUGGGGAUAUUUAUGAUGGAUACUUUUGCUUGCAUUGCACUUUGUUGUUUAAGUUGAUGUAUUUUUCUUUGAAAAUUAUUAUUAUUUUCAUUUUGAAAUAUAAAGUGUUGAGAUGAAACGCGUUGUCAGGUCAGGCUGUGUGGUUUAUUGUAGAUACUUCAGUUCUUCUAUGAGCAAAGAGGGCCGUUUGUAUGUAUUUCAGUGUUGAAAAGCUUUAUUAAAAUAUUUUGAACAACA
This is a messenger RNA of Austrofundulus limnaeus, 2056 nucleotides long. It is a transcript of the gene bhlhe22, whose product is annotated as basic helix-loop-helix family, member e22. Gene Ontology annotation, biological process: sensory organ development; positive regulation of transcription by RNA polymerase II; axon development. NCBI's taxonomy places the organism in Eukaryota, Metazoa, Chordata, Actinopteri, Cyprinodontiformes, Rivulidae. Gene Ontology annotation, cellular component: nucleus. The transcript has a single exon. The record is from RefSeq and is a predicted model, not a curated record. Gene Ontology annotation, molecular function: protein dimerization activity; DNA-binding transcription factor activity, RNA polymerase II-specific; E-box binding. Bases 315 to 1121 code for a protein of 268 amino acids.